Molecule: messenger RNA, 7784 nt
Organism: Drosophila obscura
Lineage: Eukaryota; Metazoa; Arthropoda; Insecta; Diptera; Drosophilidae
Gene: px
Source: RefSeq, a predicted model, not a curated record
CACACUGCCGGUGGUUUCUCCGCUGAACCUGCUGUAAUUUUUACCUUAAAUUGUACGUAAAUAAAUGCGCUAGGCGGCUAAAACACGCGGGUGAUUGUGCCAAUUAAUAAAAUAAACAAAUACACUUGCGAAACACUCGCGAGUUACAGCCAAACGGCAGCAAACAGCAGCAGCAGCGCGCCAGCAGCGCAGCAACAAGCGUAGGCAAAAAGCAAACAAUUGGAUAAGCGCUCGCCGCAGCAGCAGCAGCAGGAGAAGAAAGAGAGAGGAAGGUGUUGGUGCACGCUGUUUAAGGCUGAUAGAUACUCUUUAAGCAUUUAAACCUUGGCCAAAAGCUCAACAUUAUUACGUACAAAUAUUGUUCUUGUUGUGGCUGCCUGCCUGUCGACGUGGGGGCAGAGCAGCACCAGUUGCAGCACCAGCAGCAGCAGCGUGUGAUCGAGAUUCUCGUCGGUUGUCUCGGUUGUCGUUUUCGUCGCCGGUGAAAUGGUGUCGACUGUCGUUGCCCUCGCCGUAGCCGUCGCUGUCGCUGUAGCCGUCACCGUCACUGGCUCUGCCACUGCCACUGCCCCUGCCUCUGUCUUCGUUUCUGGUGCAGAGACCACCGCAGUGACCAUGAAGCGAAAAAUGUUGUUCUGAAUUCUGCCAAUGUUGAGAAAAAGUGAGAAAUAAAAUUGUACAAAUGCACACAUAGGCAUGAAAAGAACAGAAAAAGCAAUAAUAAUUCAUAAAAGUUUUGAUACGCGUAAUUUCAUUAAAUAAAACCCCCUUUCAAAACAGCUGAUAAUACCAAUCCAUUCGAAUAAUACAACCAUAUUCCAUUUGUGCCCUUUAAAGCUUCAAAAGCAACAACAAAGUAUGUGAGAAAGAGGUGCGAAAGAGCCCGAAGAGAGUGUGAAAAGAAAGUCAAGAAAGUGCCUGCACCCAAAUGUGCUCUCAGUAAAGUUAAAUCCCCCAUUGAGUCUUCCUGCCCGUUCCUGCCCAGGCCUGGCCCAGCUGCUAAGCGCCAAAUGCUCCAACGGCUUUAAUUCCCCCCAAAGCCCGUCUCCCACGUGGUUCACCCCAGAUAUUAACUCUCCUUGGGCUUCCUCAGUGAGCGCACACAUGACUGGGAUUAGCAGCGGAUAGCGACCGGAAUAACCCAAACCCAAACCCAAAAAACAGCUGAAUAUAUUAUGGAAAAAGCGAAAGCGUAUAUCAAAAAUGAACUUCGUGGUGGCAUCCAGCCACAGCAGCCACAGCAUCCACAGCAGCAGCCCCUCCAAUCCGAGCCAGCAACGACGCCCACACCCCCAUCGCCCUCUCCGGCCUCGUCCAAGCAGCAGCAGCAGCAGCUGUAUCCACCCUGCGAGCUGAUGCCCUCUCCAGGAGCAGCCGCAGCAGCGGCUCACCGAUCACGGACACCCAGCGACCUUUACCACCACCAUGCCAUGUCCCUUGGCUAUGCGAUGCAUCCAUUGCAGCAGCAGCAGCAGCAGCACUAUUAUCCGGCCCAUACGGGGGUCAAGUCCACGGGUCGGGCAUCGGCGCCACCUGAUCACCACAUGGCCGUAUCCGUGUGCUUUGUCUGUGGCUGCCACGGGGGCUACGAGAUGCAGCCCCUUCGGGUGCGCCAGAAUGCGGAGCGGCCAAGCGAGUCGUUCUUCCCCUUUCUGGAGCGGCACGAGCCGCCCAACGGUAUGGCCAGUUUAACGGCCAGCCAGGAGUACGUGUGGGCCUGCCUACUCUGCUUCCGCUCCCUGAACGAGCAGUGGGACGCGUACGAGCGCCACAAGAAGCCCCUGCUGCAGCGCAUCUACCACAUGAAGCGGAUGGACGGCAAGGGCUACAUCGGAGCGGAUGUGGCCACCCAAAGCGAGUACGCGGCCCAAGUGCUAGGCCUCAGUACGGACCAUCUCGGCCAGAACGGGCUGGCGGAUCUGCAUGGCAUGGAUCCCUAUGCGCUGGCCCGCCACUAUUCCCCGCACCAGCCAUCGGGAACGGCCACGCCGACACCUCAUCACCUUAGUACCUCAAGGAAUGCCUCACCCUCGCCCAUACCCAGUGGUGCGGGGGCUGGUGACUACUAUCCACGGAAUGCCACCACACCCACAAGCAACCACAACAGCAACAGCAACAACAAAUACCUGAGUCGGCCCCAAUCGCGGGACAUGCCAGUGGCCUCGCCCUCCUCGCGACCGCCCAGCGAACCGCCGGCCCCAAAAAGCAGCACCUCCAACUAUUCCCAGCAUAAAUACAAGCCGGGCAGCGCUACUGGAGCGACAGCAUCGCCGUAUUCGGGACAGCCGACGAGCUACCAUCCCGCCCAGUACCAGCAGCUGCAGCAGCAGACGGCGGCCUACCACCUGCUGCAGCAGGCAGCCGCCGGAGGAGGGCCUGAGCAUCCGGCACACUACAAGGGCAAUCCCUACAGUGCAAUGCCCUCGCCAGGCAGUGCCCAGCUGGGACCGCCACCGACAGCCGGCCUGGAGGAUGACAACGCCACUGUGCUGGACCUGCGCCACGGGAGCGCCAGCGUGAGUGCCACGGCUGCGCCAAGGAACACCACCGCCUCGGCAGCCGAAACGACCAGUCAACCCACAGCGGAGGUGGGCAUACUGGACCUGUCCAUGCCCGACAAGAACUCCAUCACGGAGGUGUGCUACGUGUGCGGGGAUGAGCAGCGUCGCGGCAGCCUCAUCGAGCUGAGUACGGUGAAGUCCAAGGAGUCGCGUCUCGGCCAGUCCGCGGCCUACUUUCCGCUCUUCAACGAGCAGCAUCCACGUCCGGCCCGCUCCCGUCCCAAGGAUCCCCGGGGCAUGAUACAGGCCUGUUUGCCCUGCUACGAAGACCUCAUGCAGCAAUGGAACACACAGCAGGCCUCACACAAACCGGAAUCGGAGCGUUCCUAUAUGCUGCGUAAACGUCCGACCCCAGCAGCGGCAGAGCGAACCACCUUUGUGUGCUAUACCUGCGGCACGGACACGCCGUCGUCACAGCUGCGGCUCGUCUACUGCUGCCCCAAUGCCGAACGGGAGCCCUUUUAUCCGUUCAUCAAGACCAUGAAGGUAUACAAGAAUGCUAGUCCCAUCAGUCCCCAGGGCAUGGUCCAGGUCUGCUCCAGCUGUAAUGAGAAGCACAGCGGUUUGGCCGAGGGUGGGCCACCUCCUUCCGUCACCGCCGCAGUCACAACUCACCCAGUGGGUGGCUCGCCCAGUGCCGGACAUUCGCUGGAGUCCAGCACAGCGUUGUAUAGUUCAAGUGGAGUGGUUGCCCCAUUUGGUGGUCGCAAUUCCCCAUCAGAGAAAUCGGUGGCCAAUUCGGAUUCCACCAGCAAUGUGCGGUUUAGGCCCUACGAGACAAACUCGAACAAUUCCAACUCGAACACGGCACGCGACCUCAAGCAGAUACGACGCAGCGAUUCCCGGCCCAAUUCGCCCAGCUCCAGCCAGGGAGCCAUCGAGAAUGGCCAUGGACAGUAUCCCUGCUCCAUUUGCAAAGUGCUUUGUCCGUCUAACAAAAUGGAUUGGCUGUCUACCAGCGCUGAGCAUAUGAACUCCCAUGCCAUGCACUUUCCCUGCCUCAAGGCCAAUGCCGCCGCCGCCGCCGCCGUUACCAGCAAUAAUAAUAAUAGUAAUAUUAACAACAAUAGCAGCAGCAGUGGCAACAACAAUAGCAACAGCAGCAACAAUAACCACAACAACAACAACAACGAGUUGAACAGCAAUCGCGUGCUAGCCUGCAAGGAUUGCAAGGACUACUUGGCCAGCCAGUGGGAAUCGAUGGAUGCCGAACGUGUACCCCUAGAGCACAGAAGAUACAACAUUCCCUCGCCCAUGUUGACCUCCAGCUCACCGAACGGAUCUCGGCACGGCGCCAUGAGCAUCAAUACACCGCCCUCCACACCAUCCAUAUCAUCAUCGACGCCUGCCAGCACAUCAAUCUAUUGCUUCCUCUGCGGCCUUCACUCGGACCUCACUCUGGCCAGAGUCCUCUAUGCCAGCAAGGAGGGUUCACGUCCUUAUUUUCCACUGUUGCUGAAACACAAUUCUCUGCCGAAUGCCGAGCAGCUCAGGAACAAUUCGGCUUUGGUCUGCACUUUCUGUUAUCAUUCCAUGUUGAAUCAGUGGCGCAAAUAUGAGGCGCAAAGUCCAAGCGUGAAUCCGGCGGAACGUAAAUACAAUUGGCACGACUACAACUGCCAUCUGUGCGGCAUUACGACUUAUAGGAAACGGGUGAGAGCCCUGCCCGUCAACGAGUUUCCCUUUGUGAAGCACCAAAAAAGCGACGACGGACUGCUGCUGGAGAAUGGAGAGUAUGCCGUGGUCUGCCUCGACUGCUACGAGAGCUUAAGACAACAGGCCUCGCAGCACGAUCGCUUCGGGGUGCCCAUAUCUAGGCGGGCCUACAAUUGGGUGCCCCAGCCGCCGCCACCGGAGGACAGUCCCGAGUCCGCAGUGGCACGUCUGCCCUGCGGCGAACGCUCCGAUCGCAUUCUCAUCAGCAAUGCACUGAGGCCCGUGCCAGGCAAGAAGACCACGUCGCCCAAGCAGUACGACAAGUCAAAAGAAGCGCCGCCCAAGGCUGGACAGAAGCGACCAGCCACCAGCCCGGCACCGCACAUACCUGUGCCGCAUCACCUGCAGACGCCGCCGGGCUCCGCUGUGGCCGGCAGCCCGGUUCCGCCCGGCCAGAGUAGUGGCCUGCUAAACCACGCCCUGCCCAGCAACCACAUCGGCACCCCCUCGCCACAGCAACACCAACACCAGACGCACCAGCAGCAGCAGCAGCAACAACACCAGCAGCAGCAACAGCAGCAACAACACCAGCAGCAGCAGCAGCAUCAGGCGCAACAGCAGGCGGUGGCAGCUGCAGUGCAGCAGCAGUUGGCCGGUGUGGGGAUGCCCCCAGGUGCCAUAAGCGCAGCCGCUGCGGCCAACAGUCGCGGCUCAUUUGCAGCAGCCUUGCGGACACUGGCCAAGCAGGCGGACAUCAAGGAGGAGGACGUGGGCGGGGACCGGAAUGUGCCCACAUCCGUGGCCCAAGGGCCACCGCCCACGUCGGUGGGCCAGGGGACGAUGAAUUCGGUGGCGGGUCGCGGUGGACCCGAGCGUGGGAUGGCCAACAGUGGCGGAGGAGAUGAACGAAUGGGGGGCAACAAGAAGCGCUCUCCACCGUCGCCCCAGCCACCGGAGAAGAUCGCCCGGCUGAGCCACACGCCGCAGAGCGUGUCCAUGCAGCCAGAGAUGCUGGCCAGGAGCGGCUUCCAGCCGUACAGAUCGGACGAGCGGCUGAUGCAUCCGGCGGGCGCCUUCCCCCUGGAGGCCUAUUCACACUUUCCGGGCCUGCCGGGGCUUCCGCCAGCAGCAUUUUUGAACCCCGCGGGACUGCAGUACUCGGAUCCACUGUACUUGGAGCAUCGCUACCAGCUGUUCCGCGCCGCCGGUGCCCAUCACACCCACCCCCAUGCGGCCGCCCUGUACCCGCAGAUGGCCUCGCCCUACUCGCACCUGUACUCGAUGAUGCCGGGAGCCGCUUUGGGCAUCUCGCCGGCCAUGCACGACCGCAUCAAGCUGGAGGAGGAGCACAGGGCACGACUGGCCCGCGAGGAGGAGCGCGAGCGGGAGAUGCAUCGCGAGAAGGAGCGCGAGAUGCGGGAGAAGGAGCGUGAGAUGCGCGAGCAGCGGGAGAAGGAGCAGCGCGAGAAGGAGCAGCGGGAGCGGGAGCGCGAACAACGCGAGAAGGAGCAGCGCGAGCGGGAGCAGAAGGAGAAGGAGGCCCGCGAGCGAAAGUUGCGCGAGGAGGAGCGGGAGCGCGAGCGCCAGCAGCUGCUGAACGCCUCCCACCACUACUCCAAUCAGCUCUACUCGCCGCUCAACCGCACCCUGCUCGGCAACAUGAUUCCCCACCUCAACCUGAGCCUGCGCGGCCCGCCCGGAUCCCUGCACGGCCUGCCCGGAAUGUCGCACUACCAUGCGGCGGCGGCCAACGCCCAGCGUCAGAGUCCGCAUGCGGCCAUGGGCCUAAAUCUCGGCAUGGCUGGACUGCCAGGCGUGGCGGCACUGGGCGGACACGGACCCAACCUGCAGCAUCACCUGCAGCAGGCGGCCAUGGGGCUGGCGCAUCCGGGAGCGGCUGGUCUGACGCAUCCGGGAUUCUCGGCAGCCGCCCUGGGACUGAGUGCGCAUCCACAUAGCCUGAACCUGAGCCACCCACACAUGUCCCCGCAUCACCCCGCCUCGAUGGCCGCCCACCAGCUGCCACCGCACACGUCGUCCGCAGGGGGAGGGGGAGGAGUGCACAGCAACUCCAUUCCGGUGACCGCCGGCUCCAGCUCGUCCGCAUCCUCGCCGCACAGCAGCCUCAACCUGACAGCCGCCGUUAAGCUGAGCUCUGACCAGCAGGCGGCCACUUCGACGCCCAGCAGCAUCAGCAUGAGCAGCAGCGGAGGGGCCCUCACCACAUCCACGGCCAGCUCGCACAUUCCCACAAUGAGUCACUACUACCACCACGGCCACCUGGCAGCCAUGCAUGCGGCGGCGGCGGCGGCUGCCAGCGGCCUCACCCCGACCGCUGCCCACCAACAGCAGCCCCUGUCCCAUCCCAGCUCGCCCAAGAUCACGCCGCCCAUCGCCGGAUCGUCGUCUUCCAAUGGAGGACGUGCCGGGGGCAGCCCACAUGCGAUGAGGCACCAUCUGGCGGCUGUGGCCGCGGCCGCCCAACAGUCGGCAAUGAUAGAGAAAGCAGCUGCCGCUCCGGCCACUCAUGAGCCGGCCACCCUGGACCUGACCGGAUCCAACUCCAAUUCGAGCAACCAGGCGCCCUCCAACGCCAGCAGUGGCCAGUCAACCACCAACCACGAGCUGAAUGGAGUCGAGUCCAAUGGAGCGUCGCAGGGAGAGAGCAAGGAGCAGGGUCCAGGAGCAAUCAAGGAGGAAUCCAUGAAGAGCUCUCCACCACCGGCGGCCACCGAAAAGAAGCCGGCCACACCGAGUGCAGCCCCCGAGAAGCCACUGCACCCUGACAGCUCGCCGGAGAACUCUUCGCGACGCAGCGCCAGCCCACCCUCGGAGACCAAUAGCUCGCUCCCGGCGGUUGUCAGCGGAGUCACUGCAGCAGCAGCAGUAGCAGCAGCAGCAGCAGCAGGUAAAAGCUUAGAGGAGACCCCAAAGAUUCUAGAGUCGACACCGACUUCCCCCGCCACUGGUGGUCUCAAGCCAGAUGCAGGCGAGAGUCUGGAGGAGAAGCAGCGCACUCGGUUGUCGGUGUCGCGGCGCCCGGCGCCGGCCCCGGCCCCGACACCGGUACCGGUUGUGGCUACCUCGCCAGACACCGUCUCUGCAUCCGGUGGGGUGACCUCCACAACGAGUGGUACCACACCGCCGCCGGUGGUCAGCAGCAGCACGAACAUAACCGGCAAGGCAGGCGCCACGAGUGACGAGGUGUCCACCAGUGCCUCCUCAAAAACCGGCCCCACAGACACAGAGCAGCUGGCAUCGGCCAGCAGAUGAUCCUCCCGCCCCGAGGGAGGCUUAGGUUUAAGUUUGAAAGUCGCCUCGGAUCGGAACUAGUUAUCAUCUACCUUCAGUAACAUUAACUAAGCGAUAAUUUAGUUGUUAGUCGGAGAUCUUAUCUUUUUAUUUAUACAAGAAUUUGUAAUGUAUUGCCAACGCUGGUUAGAUCCAAUUCUGAAUGUUUUAAUCCCUAAUCUUUAAUCUUUAAUUAUUAUUAUUAUUAUUUGCCCCUAUUUAAAUGUGAAGCGUAUACCUUUAGAGAUUGCCUGAAUAAAUCCCUUUUGUUUAAAA